AUGGGAGGCUCUGACUUCUUCUGUUCGGUGACAGGAGCUCAUUAUCUCUGGGGCGUCGAAAAGGUAGCUGACGAUAUACUCGAAGCAGCGCAAGAUGCCGAGGAUUCGGAAGGGAGUGCAGAUGAGCUCGAUGACGAGGAGAACGGCCAAGAGGAGGGAGGUAGCCCUGUUAUGAAGCGUCCAAAGAAGAAGCUCGAGUCUCUUUCCGCGAAACUGAAGAACGGAUUACACUACUCGCAGGACGACGUCGAAUGGAGCUGCCAGUUUGUUAUCAUUUGCCCGUACGUGAGGGACGAGACUGGCGGACAGAUUAUACAGGCGGAAUAUGAGGACCCUCACCCCGAGCAUCCUUCGGAAGACAACAUUACGCACGUCUUUAACAUCGAACCUGGGAGGAAUCCGGAGCUGGGCGACUACGUGAGCAACCCCGACGACGGCAAUCGAUAUAGUGUCCUGGGAUAUGGCAACUGUCUCAUCAUCGCUCGGACGGCGUUUUACAUCCUCCAGGCGGCCGCGCCAGCCGUCCAGCCUUGGAUGAUCUACGCGCUUGCGUACAGCCAAGGCAGGGGCACGCAGGGGCACAUAAACGGUGUCGACUACGGGCCUGUGUCGUACACUCUGGAACAAUACUCUUGGACAGCAGCCAUUUGCGGUUCUCAGGACUCAGAUGUGGUCAAACACUUUUGGAGAAACCUCUUGACUCAGGACAAGACCGAUGAGGAGAUAUUGCAUGAGGCGUGGAAGGGGCCAGGUAACAUGUGGGUGUUCAAACAUCCAAGCAGAUUCCCAGUCGAGGAGACGAUGGCGGUAGAACCGUUCCCUAUCUUUUCUAUCACUGAAUCAACCAACCCAUUUGGAAAGCCCAUGCUCGACAACCUCCCAGUCGACAUCCUGCUCAACACUUGCGAGCACCUCCCCAUACGAUCCACCUGUGCUCUAAUGACCACUUGCAAACGGUUCCGCGCGAACAUCCUCCCACACGCGAACGCCAUAUCCUACCGCCGACUGGUCCAGGACGAACCGUGGUACCUUCCUGUCGGCCCGUUUGACACCCCCCAUGGACACGACGAGGUCGAUUGGUGGGAGAUCAAUUGGUCACAGACACUUGCUGUGCCGAGGGACGCUAUUCGCGACAAGAUCCCAUGGCUGUUGUACCGUCGAGCGUGCAGCGGCAGCAUGAGCAUGUGGAAUCGAAAACGGAUCUGGGAUAUUUCGCGACAGAUAGAGGAAUUAGUUUUCUGGAUUCUAGAGUUGCAUCUUGGCUUCGAGGGUUAUUUCAUCCUCUCACCUAUUCCAAACUUCGAAGUGCAUCACCUCCGAAAACUGAUUUCGGCACAUCUGCUCCUUGCACCACAACAACUCACACAGAUCAUAUUCUGGGACGGUACAGCUGCUCUCAUGAGCUCUAAACCAGGUGGAAUUGCCAAAAAUUUCCGCCAUGAUGUACUGAACCAGGAUCCCGACAUCUGGUAUGAGGACGGGAACGUCGUGCUCUGCACAGAAACCCAGUCGUUCCGCGUACAUCGCAGUAUCCUAGCUGCGCGCUCAACCUACUUCAAAAGGUAUUUCCAGGAGCACGGAGCGUUACCAGAUCACGAAAUACGUCUCCCCGAGCCCGGGGAGGAAAUCAAGGAGCUAAUUUUGGGCCUAUACGAUCCGAGCUUCUUUGAAGGACCGCCACAUAAAACGGAGUUUCGCAAUCUCAUCGUGUUCACCCGCCUGGGGUUCAAAUAUGGCGUGGACCAUCUCGCAAGACGGGCGCUUGAGCAUCUAGCACUCGCCUUCCCGACCUCGCUUGAGCGCUGGGACGAUAACAACUCCGCAACGUUCGAUCGGCGAGCAAUAUCAGCUGCAGACUCUGUAGAAGCUCUCAUCGUGCUGCGUGCGGUACGAGCCACCUGGCUCCUCCCCACUCUGUUCUAUUCCUGCUACAGGGAACAUAGUCUGACACGCAUCAUGGACGCUCCUGCAUGGCAAGAGAUGUCGCACGAGCGGCAGAGAUUCGUCGUCCGAGGAUACGAGGACCACGUCGAUGCCUUGCGCGGGUCGCUUGGGUUCUUUGGGCGCCUGCCGACGGGGGAGUGCAAAACACAUGCUGUGUGCGAAAAAGUCUUCAAAGAGUGGUACCUCGAGACCCUCACCUGGAGAACGCGCCAUCCGCUCUGGAAGAUGACAGCCAAGAAAGACAAGGCGAAGCUGCUGGAGAAGACGUGCAAGAACUGUCGUUGGUGGGCAAAACAGUACCACGCUGAGGAGAGGAAGGCGCUGUGGGAUCACCUGCCGAAGAUGUACGGUUUCCUCCGCACAUGGGAGGGAUUUCAGGAGAAGGAGAAAAGAGCGCUCGCAGAUAUAAAAGCGUUUAUUGAAGAGAGUAAUGACAAGACCCGGUCUGUGCCAAACGACUCGAAAGGAAAACCGUGGACACAAGACGGAAUGGAUUAG
This is a messenger RNA of Cyclocybe aegerita, 2442 nucleotides long. The record is from the annotation of a GenBank genome assembly. Lineage: Eukaryota; Fungi; Basidiomycota; Agaricomycetes; Agaricales; Hemipholiotaceae.